AUGGCUGAAGGUUCCAAAGCACCUUCUACUCAAGAUGACACUGCGAUCAGCCAAAAUAUCCUCCCGAAUGAUUCGUUUGUAAACUUAAUCGGACGACAAUCUAAAUUAUUUGAGGAAUUCGGCAAACAUCAAACUAAAGUAUUCGAAGAAUUUGGUAAACAACAAACUAAAAUAUUUGUCGAAUUCGGUAAUAAAAUGAGUAUAGAAUUACAAACUUCUUAUCAAGAAUAUCUUAAGCAACAAGUUGAAAACACUGUUAAAGCAGAAAAGAAUUCCCUUCAAUUCGAAAAGGUUUGCAGGAAAUAUGAGGAAGAUAUUGUUUCUCUAAGAGCUCGUAUUGAAGAAUUGGAAUCUGAAUCGAUUAUUAAAAAUCAGAACGUUGAUAAUCUUCUGCAAGUAACUAAAAAUUUAAAAAAGGAUUUUCAAUUAAUUCUCGAAAAUAAUAACAAACAAGUGGAAUUUCAAGAUGUUGAUAAUGAAAAUUGCAAAGUUUUGGAAAUUCCGGAAAUAGAUUCCAUCUUAACGAAAGAUGAUAAUUGCAAAAUUCCUGAGGAAGAACCUUCUUUAACAAAGGAUGAAAGCUGCAAAGUUUUGGAAAUACCGGAAUUAAUUAAUCAAUUAGAUUCCAGUGAAAUGCUUGAGGAAUUUAUCGUGAAGCGCGCUAGGCGGCCAGAAAAGCCAGGUAUCUUAGGUAAAGAGGUUAUGUUGAAGGCAAACUUCAUAGGCGUUACUAAUUUUGGUUAUCCGGAAAUAUAUUUUUAUUCUUUUAAAUUUAACGGAAUAACAGUAUUAUCAGUUAAAGGCAAAGUAAUACAAAUGAAAUUGUCCGAAUUAUUUGGGCCAAACGCUUUUCCAGUUUAUGAUGUUAGUCAUGUAUAUUCACCAACCAAACUUGCAAUAGGUCAUACCAAACAAACAAUGAAUCAUGAUAUCACAGUACCUGGAGUUGACGGUUCAGGACGGGGAAAAACUUUCAGAGUCGAAAUCAAACAUCAAGGAAAGAUCAUCCUUAAUACCAUUAGAGAUUACGUUAAAAAUAACUCAAGAACUCCUUGGGAUGGAAGAAUCCAAAGUAAUCUGAGUGCUUUAAAUGCUUUUGCAAAUAACAAAGUUUUAUCAGAGUACUUUUCUGUGAUGAAGGCCAUCUUUCCACCUUCUUGUGUUAACAAUCCUAUUUAUUUGCCGGGAGGAAUUGAAAUGAGAUAUGGAUUUUUUCAAUCAAUAAGGCCUGGAUGGGGAAGACUUAUAAUAAAUGUGGGUACACGUGCUACCACCUUUUAUCCAGCGGCACCUAUAAUUGAUAUUAUACCCAAAAUAUUUCGCGAAAAACAUGAAAAAUCAAGAGAUGAUUUAAGACAAGGUCUUGAUCAAAAUGAAAUUGACUUUCUUAAUUGGUACCUUAAAGGUGUCAGAGUGUUUGUGACUCUCAGAUCAGACUAUCGCAAACAAAAAUAUAGGGUGUUUCGUGUGGAUCGACAAUCAGCUGAUGUAGCUAGAUUCAAACAAGGCAAUAAAGAGAUUACA
This is a messenger RNA of Funneliformis mosseae, 1524 nucleotides long. Lineage: Eukaryota; Fungi; Glomeromycota; Glomeromycetes; Glomerales; Glomeraceae. The record is from the annotation of a GenBank genome assembly.